Messenger RNA from Musca domestica (house fly), 3816 nucleotides. RefSeq names its product aspartate--tRNA ligase, mitochondrial (gene AspRS-m). Gene Ontology annotation, biological process: aspartyl-tRNA aminoacylation. The record is from RefSeq and is a predicted model, not a curated record. NCBI's taxonomy places the organism in Eukaryota, Metazoa, Arthropoda, Insecta, Diptera, Muscidae. Gene Ontology annotation, cellular component: cytoplasm; mitochondrion. The transcript is spliced from 12 exons. Gene Ontology annotation, molecular function: ATP binding; aspartate-tRNA ligase activity; nucleic acid binding. The coding region runs from base 343 to 3450 and encodes 1035 amino acids.
ACCGUCGACCUACGUAUCCCUAUAUUGUACACAAAUUGUUCGUUCCGUCGUUUUCGUCUGUCUGUGAGAUUUUGUUACCGCAAAAAAUUAAUUUUGCAAUUGAUAUACCCACUCAAACAGUAAAGUUCCGGUAAAAUAUUUAACAUAUUAAAAGGAGCUUUGAGGCAAACAAAAUUCGUAACAAGCUAUAAGCAGCUGGCACCGAAAACAUCCCAAAAAACCACAACAGCAGCAGCAUCGAUACACCAACUUUGUAUUACAAAGUCAAGCGAAAAAGAAUUACGCCAAGAAUUAAACGGAGGGAAAUACUCAUUUGUGCCGACACGAAAUAGUCACAUCAUAAUGGGAGGACGUCAACGUGGUAAUUCUGGAAAUAGUGGUGGCUUCUUUGGCGGUGGUGGCGGCGGUUAUGGUGGUGGUGGCUAUGGCGGUGGUGGUUAUGGUGGCGGUGGUUUUGGUAACAACGGAAUGAAUCCUUUCAACAAUAACAUGCCACCCAAUAUGACGAACAAUGAUCUCAUGCAAAUUAUGAAUGCAAUGGCCAGUGGAUUUAAUAUGAAUCCUCCGCCACCACCACCGGUACGUAUAUCUUGUGGAGAUUUACGUCUCAAUCACGUGGGUAUGUAUGUUGAACUGACUGGACGUUUAAUAAAAAAGCGGGUUUCACGCUUUAUGGAACUAAGGGACCGCGGCAAUGGUGCCUGCCAAUUGGUCAUUUUGGAGAAUAGGAAUCCUCGGGUGGCCCGUCGUUUGGCUAACAUGCCGGAAGAUACGAUUGUUUGUAUUGCUGGUACAGUACAGAGACGCCCCAAGAAUUCCUGUAAUCAUACCAUGCCAACUGGCGAUGUUGAGGUAGAAGUACAAGAUAUACUUAAUAUUGAUUUCAAUAAUAAAAGGGCCGGAGACAAACGCUCCUACAGUACCAUGAGUCAAAACAGUACAGCUAUUACUAGUACUGAAUAUAAAAUUGCCAAAAAUGAAAACAUUUUAAAAUAUUUUGAAAAUCGUGAUCUAACAUGCAACGAUGUUCGACGCCGUGAUAUUGGCAAAGAUGUUACAUUGGUAGGUUGGAUACCCAAUGGCAAAACAUCGAAAUUUUUACAAUUGAAAGAUGGUUAUGGUCAAACGCAAAUUAUAAUUGAGGAUGAUAGUAUGCGUGAUACUGUGUGCUGUGCACCGGAUGGCACUGUUGUGCAGGUAACAGGAAAAGUUUGUGCCAGACCUAAACAGAAUAUUAAUUUGAAACAUGAUACUGGUGAGGUUGAACUUGUUGUCUCAACGGUAAAGGUCCUCAAUCCUGAUGAGCCCUACGAUGGUCCCAUUAAAAUCAAAGAGAAAGUUAAGAAGUUAUCCAUUAACGAUGUGGUCGAUGAAGAGGCCGAAGAUGGUGAGAAUAAUGGCAACGAUGCUCAGGGUGAAGGAGCUGGUGGUUCUAAAAAGACAACUUCGGCUAGUAGUAAUGUCAUCAGUGUAGCCGAUUUAAAUAAAUUUGCCAGUCGUACUCAUACAUGUGGUGAAUUAACCACCGAUAAUAUUGGUGAAAAAGUAACACUAUGUGGCUGGUUGGAAUUCCAACGUAUGGAUAGAUUUUUCAUUUUACGUGAUGGUUAUGGUUCGACACAAGUUUUGUUAAGCGAUAAGGUUAAGGGUUUGGAAGAUACAAAUCUUACGUUGGAAACUGUAUUAAAGGUAACUGGUACUGUAAUACCCAGACCCACAGCUACCAUAAAUCCCAAAAUGAAGACUGGUCAUAUUGAAGUGGAGGCGGAGACAGUUGAAUUGCUGAAUGCCGCCAAAAAGAACUUGCCAUUUGAAGUACGUCGAUUUAAUAGGGCUGGUGAACGUUUGCGUCUCACACAUCGUUACUUAGAUUUGAGAUUUGCCGACAUGCAACACAAUUUACGUCUACGUUCACAAGUAAUUAUGCGCAUGCGUGAAUAUCUUAUUAAUUAUUUGGGCUUUGUCGAGGUUGAAACACCCACACUUUUCCGCCGAACUCCGGGUGGAGCUCAAGAAUUUGUGGUGCCAACUCGUAAAGCUGGCCAUUUCUACUCCUUGGUACAAAGUCCACAACAAUUUAAACAAAUGCUUAUGGCCGGUGCUAUUGAUCGUUAUUUCCAAGUUGCCCGCUGUUAUCGUGAUGAAGCUACACGUCCCGAUCGUCAGCCUGAAUUUACGCAACUUGAUAUAGAACUAUCGUUUACAAAACGUGAAGAUAUUCUUCAAUUAAUUGAAGAAGUUUUACGUUAUUCGUGGCCCAAGGAGUUGGGUAAAAUACAUACACCAUUCCGACGCAUAACCUACGAAGAGGCUGUCGAACGUUAUGGUACGGAUAAACCAGAUACACGUUUUGGUUUUACCUUAUCCAAUGUCACUGACAUCAUUGAAAAGAAUCCAACAUUUGGUGAAAAGUUCACAAAUUUGGGAGCCUAUGUUAUUAUUGCUCGUGGCAUUGAUGCCUAUUGGAAUACUGGAGCUCGUAAACACUAUGAAAGUUUGUCUAAGGAAUUCUCCGGUACCUUAUUUGUGCGCAAAUUUUUGCAAUAUAAGGAUAUUUUGGAUCGUUUAUCAAAACUCUUAAGCAGUGAAGUGGCAACAGAACUAAUUGAAAAAUUCGACAUUGAGGAAAAUGAUCUGUUGUUCAUGGGCAUUGGGGAGAAAGAUGAAACUCGUAAACUUAUGGGCAAAAUACGUUGUGAUUAUCAAACGUUCCUGGUCGAUAAUGGCAAGGCACGUAAAAUUGCUGAAAAUAAAUUCGUGUGGGUUUUGGACUUUCCAAUGUUUGAAAAGAAUUCGGAAACUGGUAAACUUGAGAGUGUUCAUCAUCCCUUCACAGCUCCACAUCCCGAUGAUAUGGAUACCUUUGUUAAAGCCAAACCAGAUGAGCUAUUAAACAUUCGCUCCCAGGCCUAUGAUUUGGUAUUGAAUGGUCAGGAAGUUGGCGGCGGUUCAAUGCGUAUUCACGACCGUGAUAUGCAACAUUAUGUAUUGGAAGAAAUCUUAAAAAUUCCACAUGACCAUUUGGCCCACUUACUGAGUGCUUUGGAAUCUGGUUGUCCGCCACAUGGUGGUAUUGCCCUAGGCUUAGAUCGUUUGAUAUCGAUAAUGUGUAAGGCUACCUCCAUACGUGAUGUUAUUGCUUUCCCGAAAUCUUUGAAUGGUAAAGAUCCCCUAUCGAAUGCCCCAGUACCCAUUUCACCCGAAGAAAAGGCUCUCUAUCAUUUGUCGGUUGUUGAAAAUGAAAGUACCAAUGAACACGAAGAAGAAGAUACUGACCCGGAUGCAACACGUCGUGUCCCAACACCCAUUAUGGUUGAAGAAGAAAAUGAAAUUAAGGCAGAACCGGCAGAAAAAGCUGAACCCAUGGAGGCUGAGGAUAACAAUGAUGAUACACCCGAGGAGGCCGAACAAAAACCAACAACAAAACGUGCAGUUAAAAAGAAGCAAUAAAUGCUAGACUAAAGAAUGAAUUAAAAUAUUUAAAAAAAAAAUGCAAAUUGGGUACAUAUUAGUGUACAUGUUCCCAAACACAAUGAAAACUGAAUUCCAUAAUUUCUUUUAUACUUCAUUUGAGCCCCUUAGUUGGAUCAUUCUUAUUUGCUAGACGUGCUUUUAAAAGCCCAAACAUUUACACAAGAGUUUCCUUUUUUGUUACACAUUUCUUCUCAUUUUUUUUCAUUUUGUUCGUCACAUUAUUUUUGCAAUUAUUUCUUAUUUGCAUUUGUUUGCAAAAUGCAAUACAGUUUUAAUACAAUAAUUCAUAGGAUACACAUUAUUAUUACUAUAUUUAAUAAAAUAAACUUUUAUUGAAAAGUA